Molecule: messenger RNA, 651 nt
Organism: Iphiclides podalirius (scarce swallowtail)
Lineage: Eukaryota; Metazoa; Arthropoda; Insecta; Lepidoptera; Papilionidae
Source: the annotation of a GenBank genome assembly
AUGGGUCUUAGCUUGACACCACGUUUUCUCGCAAUUGCCAAUUUACCGUGUGCGAUUGAGACCACAGGCUUAACGGAACCAUUGCCAGCUGACGUUCGAAUUUCGAAACGUGAAGCGGCAACAAAGCGCGCGAACGAACAAAGCCCGUUUGAGACGUCCAUUCGCGUCGAUACUAAUCUGCGCAGGCGGAAGCGGCCGGCGGGAUCGGAAGCCGCAACUGGGCUAGGAAAUGAGAUAGGUCCAGCGCUCUGUCGGCGCUCUGUUAGCCUGGUACCUCUCUAUCGUAUCGAGCUGACGUGCAGGGACCUUUGCGCCGCGAGCGGACAGAUGGCAGACUCCCGGUCGAAUCCGAACAUUGCGAUCGCCUCUAAUACCUUAGCUAUGGUGUCAAAAAACAAGCUUUGCGCUGCCCCCGCAUCUAAUACACCUCGGUUCCCCGGCAAGUUGGAGCCGUCGAGGCGUCGACGACACGGUGCCCGGCACCCGCCAAAACGAUGUCGCGAGCGCAGCCCGAGGACAGGGGCGGAGCGCCCGCCCCCGCACGCGACCUCGGCCUUCGGUCACACGACUACCAGGCCAUUGGGAAACUCCCGGCAAACGGCCCUAACAAGCGGGCUAAUGGAACAGAUCACGUACAAUUGCCAACGUUUG